Molecule: messenger RNA, 523 nt
Organism: Cantharellus anzutake
Lineage: Eukaryota; Fungi; Basidiomycota; Agaricomycetes; Cantharellales; Hydnaceae
Exons: 2
Coding region: 1-171 (56 amino acids)
Source: RefSeq, a predicted model, not a curated record
AUGUUCUCAACAAAGACAAGCGUGCCCACUGGAAUGAUGACCAUUAGCCCUGCACCCGCUCCUGAAAACACCCCAGCAAGCAUUCCAACAGUGCUUGCUGAUAUCCUAGUUGUCAAGUUCGCGACUACACCCACGGUUGCCAACUUUAUCAAAGAGGUCCCUUGUUGGUGAGCUGAGAGAAUGCGGCAACUCUGCAGUCACCGAGAUGGGCAAUUUGUGCAGCCUCCUUGGUAGUGAGGGUUGAGGACAUGAGGACGAUGUGUCACUUCAUGUCUGGAGACGCGUGUUUGGUACCCAUGAGAUGGUAAUGGUGUAUGGAAGCUCAGCUGGGCUGAUGUGAGGAGGAUUGAGAGCAGGAUCACUGUUUCCAAUAGAGGCUGGCGACCUGCCUAGAUCGCUGUGACCAUCAGUGCCAUGGUCAUCAUUCAAUGAGGAAUGGGGACUAGCUGUGGGCGCUAAUUCUACUAUAUGGAAAUAUAAUUCUAUUGUAUUGAAACAUAAAAAUAUGAGAAAUUUGACCAUU